AUGAGAAGGUGUUCGCUGUUCAUAUCCGAGCCUGAAAGAUUCCUUGAAGAAGAGUCCAAAAAGCAGCUGGCCGACCCAAUCGUGUACAAUCCUGGGAGUCUUCCUUUGGUCGGCUCUUUGGUAUACUUUCGCAAACGAGGCCACUGUGAGUCCUCAGGGCUAAACGGUGACCAGACUCGCUCCAAACUCCUGGACCACAAGUCCAGCUCCUACCCGAAUUUGUCACGAUGCCUGGGGCAGGGUACAAACUACAACAACGACGACAUGGACAAUUUGCAACCAACCUCGCCAUCCAGCUCCAUUUCGAGCACCGAUUCCCAGACAACACUACACGAUCAUGUUCACGAGGUCAAGGACAAAUCAGAUCCAUCGUUCGAUGAGCUAGAUAGCCACAUCAACCACCAGAGACGGAACUCAUCGGGAUGGAACGAUACCGGUGACUGCUCCAGGUCCCUCAAAAAGGAUCGCAAAAGUAACACAAGACACAGAAGACGCCUCACGUGUGCUGUCGUGUUCACAAAACCAAGGCUUGUCCAACUAUAG
Ogataea angusta is the source of this 543-nucleotide messenger RNA. RefSeq lists its product as uncharacterized. The transcript has a single exon. Lineage: Eukaryota; Fungi; Ascomycota; Pichiomycetes; Pichiales; Pichiaceae. The coding region runs from base 1 to 543 and encodes 180 amino acids. The record is from RefSeq and is a predicted model, not a curated record.